This is a messenger RNA of Cantharellus anzutake, 1125 nucleotides long. RefSeq lists its product as uncharacterized. The record is from RefSeq and is a predicted model, not a curated record. NCBI's taxonomy places the organism in Eukaryota, Fungi, Basidiomycota, Agaricomycetes, Cantharellales, Hydnaceae. The coding region runs from base 1 to 1125 and encodes 374 amino acids. The transcript has 5 exons.
AUGGCACCUAAGAGGCCACGGCAUAACACUGGUGCGGCGGAUACACCCACAGACAUUCCUGCCCCUGAUACACCAGAUGCCGCCUUGACUGUUGUACGUCGUCUCGUGAAACAGUUUAGUCUCGAUGUCCAAAUAGAAGAUGACGACUCAGAACAUGGUGUGGGAGUUGGCUUCUCCAAAGUGACAUACGAUGACGUCGCUCCUCUCGUCGGACUUGAACCCUGGAAUGCGUUGAAAGACAUUGGAACCUUUGAAAUCCACCGCUCUCGUAUUCCCACAGAUCUUUUCAAGUCGAUUGUGAUGGACAUAGAUAUCUUGUUAAUGCAGCACGGGCCCCCUCAUGAGCAUAAGACAGAAGAGGCGAGAUCGAGAUUCUUCUCUCCGAUUUUCAACCACCUCGUCAAGGAGUUCACUUUCACGCUAAGGAAUGACCCAGAGACCACAGCUACGCAGGGUCGCAUCGAGUACUACUUCAAAGCUUUUGGCGCUGUCGCGGUUCUUUUCAUUGAGAUACAGCCGAAAGUGUUCAAUGAUGAAGAACGUUUGAAGGCUAUUGCUCAGGUCAUAGCCAAAGGUGAUGGUUGCGACGCCAGCAACCUCUCUCACGAUUUUUCUCUACCUAUCCACUGCAUUUUCUUCGAUGGCUGGUCCUUCGAAUUUUUCAAGUACGAAAGAACGCCAAAUCGAACUUUUCUACGUGGCUGCUUUCAUGGAGAUCCGAAGCACCUCCGGCGUGGCCUGGAAAUGCAUGACUUUGUGCGCAUGGAAACUCCUCUUCCUUGGAUUCUCCAGUUUCGCUGCAUAUGUGAGACCAUCUUCGACGUGAUGCUGAGCGCAUAUAUCGCAGGCUUGAAGGCAUAUAACAAUCGAUUGCCAGGAAAGGGGGAGAAGCGGGGUUUGAAGAGUUUGGGUAAAUGGGAUCAGGCCCUUCAAUCGGCUGAAGAUGCACUGGCCGUAUUUAGGGAGGCUGAGGGUCUGCGUGAGGGAGGUGAUCUUGAUGGUGCGGAUACGACCGUUGACAGGGCACUUCUUGCGCUACAGGAGAGUACAAGUGCAGUGCCCACUAUGUACAAAUCGGGACUCAUCAUGACUGCCUGGGAUGAUGCUGAGGUUAGGAAGGCAUGA